AAAACACAGAAGAAAAGAACAUAAAAGAAAGUAAAGGGAACCUUCAUUCUUUUUUCUCUUUUGUUUUUUUUGUCUUCACACAACACAACCUUAACCCACAUUUCAAGUUCCAAUCUUUCAAUCUCAAAAACAAAAGAGAUAAUUUUUGUGUGUGUGUGCUGCCACGUCACCAUCAUAGCUUCUCUACAAAAUUCAAAAGCAAAGUUUUAAUUUUUCUUCAAAUCAUAAACACCCCAUUAAAUUUUUUUGUUUAUAUUUUGACCCCACCAUUGAUUUUCUUUGAAGAUUUCAUGGGAAAUUCAUUUGGGUGUUCAGCUUCCGGCGAGAGAUUGGUGUCGGCGGCGAGAGAUGGAGAUUUGGUUGAAGCAAAGAUGCUUUUGGAAUUCAAUCCAUGGCUUGCAAAGUACUCAACUUUUGGUGGACUCAAUUCACCUCUUCAUUUUGCAGCUUCAAAGGGUCAUCACGAGAUUGUGACAUUGUUGCUUGAGAAAGGAGCUGAUGUCAAUUCAAAAAAUUAUUGUGGACAGACAGCUUUGAUGCAAGCUUGUAGAUAUGGUCAUUGGGAAGUCGUACAGACCCUUAUGCUCUACAAAUGCAAUGUCAUGAAAGCAGAUUAUCUGAGUGGGAGAACAGCUCUUCACUUUGCAGCUGUCAGUGGGCAUGUAAGAUGCAUUAGACUUGUUGUGGCCGACUUCGUUCCAAGUGCUCCUUUUGAAACUCUACAAGCCCAUGUGGAUACUGACGUGGACGAUGGAUCAAAUGCGAAACGAAAACACGAAAAAAGUGCACUGUCCAAGUUUGUAAACAAGACAGCUGAUGCGGGUAUUACAGCACUUCAUAUGGCCGCUUUAAAUGGAUAUUUUGAUUGUGUACAACUGCUACUCGAUCUUAAUGCAAAUGUGUCAGCUGCAACAUAUCAUUAUGGAACAUCAAUGGAUUUAAUAGGUGCUGGAAGCACUCCAUUGCAUUAUGCUGCUUGUGGAGGCAAUCUAAAAUGUUGUCAGAUCCUCCUUGCAAAAGGCGCAAUUCGGAUGGUAUUGAAUUGCAAUGGGUGGCUUCCACUUGAUGUUGCUAGGAUGUGGGGGCGUCAUUGGCUUGAACCGUUGUUGUCACCGAGUUCUGAGACCGUAGUAUCAUCGUUCCCUACUUCAAAUUAUUUGUCGUUGCCCCUCAUGAGCGUCCUCAACAUUGCAAGAGAAUGUGGAUUGCAAUCAUCGACAACCUCCUCCUCUAAUGAGAUCGACUUAUGUGCUGUCUGCCUCGAGAGGCCAUGUUCCGUGGCUGCAGAAGGAUGCAUGCAUGAGCUUUGUGUAAGAUGUGCACUCUAUCUUUGCUCUACAAGCAAUGUUUCUUCUGAAAUGCAUGGCCCUCCUGGUUCUAUCCCUUGUCCCCUUUGUAGACACGGAAUUAUCUCUUUCGUCAAGUUACCAGGUUCGCAACCGAAAGAAAAUAGACCACACGUGUCGCUUAGCAUGUGUACGCCAUGCAUACAGCAUCCGCGCGACGUAGACCAACCUUCACUUGCUCAUAAUACACCCGAAAUUCGAAGAAACCGUGUAGCUUCUGUUUCUUCGGAGAUGCUUUGUCCUGUCACAUGUACACCGUUUCCGUCUGUCACAAUUCCUCUAUGUACCUGCAACGAUGGUCCUUGUCCAACAUUUGAACCUCGGGAAGAAGAAACACAAGACGAAUCGCCUCGUCACUCACAAGGUUCGACGACGGAUCAUCAAGAUAAAAUGGAAGGGCCGAGAUUGGUGAAAACGACAUGUUCAAGUAUGUUUUGGGGUAGAAGAAGUUGCAGCAGGGAGAAUCAAUGUAAUUCAGAAAUAAAUGCUUGAUUGAAUCAAUGUGUGGAUGCUGUGUACAAUCUUAGUAGAUCAACAGUGAAUUCCACAGUUAUCUUAUUAUGCAACCUCAAGUAGUAAAAUCUAGUGGAUUUAUACCAAGAAAAAAUGUAGUACCGACACUUCGAAUUGAAAACAUGUUCAAUGUUCGACAAGUGUCAGUGUCUGGCACUGACAAAUGUAACUAGCUACAUUCAGUUACUUCAAUUUUCUUAAUUUAUUAUCAUUAUCUUCAUCUUCGUGUCUGUUUAUUAUCAUUAUCUUCAUCUUCGUGGCUGUGUUUGUAUCAAUGCUUCAUGCAAGAUAAUUUUCUUGCUUUUCAGCAUUCCAGUUUUUUAUUUCCAAGUUGUGAUAUUUAGAGAGGGUUUGUAAAAUUAGUGUGAACAAAUUGUUAUUGUAAUUAAAAUUGAUUGCAAUUGCUUUUCUGUUAUAAGGUUCUGUA
This is a messenger RNA of Cicer arietinum (chickpea), 2286 nucleotides long. RefSeq names its product E3 ubiquitin-protein ligase XBAT33-like. The record is from RefSeq and is a predicted model, not a curated record. Lineage: Eukaryota; Viridiplantae; Streptophyta; Magnoliopsida; Fabales; Fabaceae. Gene Ontology annotation, molecular function: protein binding.